AUGCCAUCAUUGCCAUUUCCCACGGGAUACCCUGUGAAGGUCUUCGCCCUCCCCACAGGCCAGCUUACACAUCCUGACCGGUGGUUAUUCGAGGAUGGUGAUGAGGAUAUAAUCAAAGCAAGCAAUCCAUACCCGGAUUACAGUUUUCUUAUCCAACACCAAGAUUCCGGCAGGAACGUCCUUUUUGACCUAGGUUUGAUGAAAGACGAAAAUCUUAUGCCAGCAGUGAUUAGAGGUCUAUCCCACAUCACCAAGCCUUACGUGCCCGAGGAUGCCUUUGAUAUUCUCAAAAGAGGGCCAGUUGCUCCCUCGAGCAUCUCAGAUAUUACUUUUAGCCAUCUGCACUUCGAUCACAUCGGAGACUGCACCAAAUUUCCUGACGCACGGCUUCUUGCUGGACCAGGCAGCAAGGCUGCCAACGGACCUGGAUGGCCUACACUUUCCAAGUCGCCAUUUGGGUCUGCCCCUAUCCAGCAUCCCAAGUAUUCUGAACUCAGCUUUGAGGAACAUAGCUGGUCGCCACUUGGCCCAUUUGAUAGGGCAUACGACUUCUUCGGCGACGGGACUUUCUAUCUCAUCGACACUCCAGGCCACAUGGCCGGACACUUGGGCGGUCUGGCAUUGACGGGGUCAGACGAGUGGCUUUUCAUGGGCGGCGACUGCUGUCAUCACCGAUCCUUACUCUUCGGGAGUCGACCCAUGAGUGUGACUUGCGGCCCUGCGGGACAGCCUGGGUUUCAUCGGGAUCCUGAAGUCGCGAAGCAGACGAUUGCGAACAUUCGCAAGCUGGAAAAGUCGGACAACGUCUUUGUGGCGCUGGCUCAUGACUCGUUCUUGGUAGAUAUCAUGCCAGAAUAUCCAGAACCUAUAAAUGGAUGGUCUCAGAGCCAAUGGAACAAGAACCUACAAGGAGUUCUGGCCCAGAACUAUGAAUGA
Molecule: messenger RNA, 936 nt
Organism: Exophiala aquamarina CBS 119918
Lineage: Eukaryota; Fungi; Ascomycota; Eurotiomycetes; Chaetothyriales; Herpotrichiellaceae
Exons: 2
Coding region: 1-936 (311 amino acids)
Source: RefSeq, a predicted model, not a curated record